UUAGGGUUGUUGUGCGUUUCCCUCUCAUAUUGGAGGAUAGUUUGAGGAUGUCGUCUAAAACUAGGUCAACGAAGGAGGAAUCGUCAGAACCGCCGUCUCUGAUCCCGUCACUUCCCGAAGACAUCAUCGUUGACAUCUUAGCACGUGUAGGGAGAUGCUACUAUCCAAAACUCUCCCUUGUUUCCAAGCACUUCCGAUCACUUGUUACCUCCCAUGAGCUAUACGCAAGACGAUCAUUGUUAGGAUGCACGGAACACUCUCUCUAUGUUGUCCUCUGUAACAAAGAAAACGAUAAUCACUAUUGCUAUGUUCUCUACCGGAAAGCCAACGGUAAUCACAGCUUGGUCCUUAUCCCUUCUCUUCCCAAAAUGCCUCGCAGGGGAGGCUUUGUUGCGGUGGGGUCAAGGAUAUAUGUGUUUGGUGGGUUGAACUCUUACCACCAUAUAAAAAUUCCAACGAAGGCGAUAAGCAUUGACUGUAGAUCCCAAACGGUGCAUCUACUGCCUAGCAUGAAUGUAACCAUGUCUGUUUCAGUUGCUGACAUCAUUGACGGGAAAAUAUAUGUAACUGGAUACUGCAGUAACAUGGCGGUGUUCAAUACAGAAACACAAAUGUGGGAGCCUAAGAAGACAACGGCAGAGACAAUGAGUGGUUACAUGUGGCCUUAUGAUUGUGUGGUUAUGGCUGGCAAGAUGUACAUGGUGUAA
Brassica oleracea var. oleracea is the source of this 707-nucleotide messenger RNA. RefSeq names its product F-box/kelch-repeat protein At4g38940-like. The record is from RefSeq and is a predicted model, not a curated record. The annotation marks the transcript as partial. Gene Ontology annotation, molecular function: protein binding. The transcript has a single exon. NCBI's taxonomy places the organism in Eukaryota, Viridiplantae, Streptophyta, Magnoliopsida, Brassicales, Brassicaceae.